Messenger RNA from Truncatella angustata, 678 nucleotides. RefSeq names its product Ctr copper transporter family-domain-containing protein. Gene Ontology annotation, biological process: copper ion transmembrane transport. Gene Ontology annotation, molecular function: copper ion transmembrane transporter activity. Gene Ontology annotation, cellular component: membrane. The transcript has 2 exons. The record is from RefSeq and is a predicted model, not a curated record. Bases 1 to 678 code for a protein of 225 amino acids. Lineage: Eukaryota; Fungi; Ascomycota; Sordariomycetes; Amphisphaeriales; Sporocadaceae.
AUGAACUCGAUGUCCCUGUCAAUGUCGAUGAUGCCUGGCAUGAGCAUGCCAGAUGCCACAGCGACGACAACAACGGCGUCUGUGUCGACCAAAAGCUCGAUAUUGCCAACAGCAACUUCAUCAGAUAACAAGGGGAGUAUGAGCGGAAUGACUAUGGAUGGCUGUAAGAUAUCUAUGCUCUGGAACUGGUAUACUGUAGAUACUUGCUUUCUAUCCCCUGGAUGGAAGAUUAGAACAGCUGGCGGAUUCGCGGGCCUUUGCAUCGGCAUCAUUCUGAUGACCAUUUUUCUUCAAGCGCUUGGUUGGUUCGCCAAGUUCUAUGACAGGCGUCUUGUCCGAAUACAUGAAAUCCAAGUUGUCGCGCUGGCCACAAAAGUCGCACACAGCAAUGCCGGGACGAACGCCGCCUUGAUCGCUAAGAACGCCCACAACUUGUCACCUACGGCAACGUUCCGCCCAAAUCUGCUAGAGCAAGCUUUCCGUACUCUGAUACGCACCGUCCAGUUCGCGCUCGCGUACUGGAUCAUGUUGAUGGCUAUGUACUACAACGGAUUCAUCAUUAUUUGCAUUAUCAUUGGCACAUUCAUCGGCACCUACAUUUUUCAGUGGGAAAGGAUGGGAGGACCACAUGGUUCUGUGCCAGGAGGUCAUUCUGAACCAACAGGGUGCUGUGGUUGA